AAAUUUUUGUAAAAAAAAAACGUAGAAUUGUAAAUCAAAGUAAAAACACAAAAUUUCAAUUUAUCUAGUGAAAGUCGGCGAAACCAAUAAAAAAAGCAAAAAAAAAAAUGUCGUCACGUUCCAAAGAACGAGUAACGGCUGUUAUUCGAAAAAUUUUCCGUAGUCCUGGUGCCAAUAGCAAAAAUAAGACAAAUGGCAAUACGACAAACACCACAACAACAACAACAACAAAUUCCACUAAUAACAAUAAGACUCCCGAUGAUAAUGCCGGCGUUGUGGAUGCAUCUGCUGCCGUUGCCAAAUCAAUAAAUGAUAAUAAUAAUUCGUCAUCGAAUGCGAAUAACGCCAACACCAACAACGGUAAUGGUCCCCCUAGUAGUAAUAAUAACAAUAAUAACGGCAUUGUGGCGAAUAGUCCUGGCAAACGACUCAGAUGUGCCAUCUCGCCUACGUCAAAACUAGGAGUCCCCGUACCUAAGCCAAUCGAUACCACAAUCAGAUCUAGACGACUUAUGAAGGAGUUUAAGGAAAUUCAACGCACACAACACUCGAAACCUAGUCCAGCAUUUACUGUCGAAUUAAUCAGUGACAACUUGUACGAAUGGCAUGCCCGUCUCUACCACAUCGAUCCCGAUUCCCUGCUUGCCGACGAUAUGCGCGAAUUUAAAAUCGACCAUAUCCUGCUGCACGUCGUUUUUCCCGAUAAUUUUCCGUUUGCGCCGCCCUUCAUGCGCGUCGUCGAGCCGCACAUCGAAAAAGGCUUCGUGAUGGAAGGCGGUGCCAUUUGCAUGGAACUUUUGACGCCACGUGGCUGGGCAUCCGCAUAUACCGUCGAAGCGCUUCUCAUGCAAUUCGCUGCCAGCUUGGUCAAGGGCCAGGGACGCAUUUCGCGCAAAGUGAAAGGAAACAAGGAAUUUUCCAAUAGACGUUCAGCCGAAGAAGCAUUCCGGUCGCUGGUGAAGACACACGACAAAUACGGAUGGGUGACACCUUCAUUGUCAGACGGUUAAAAAUCCCGAGUCUCGAAUUACCUUAUCGCAAAAAAAAAAUUUCAACGCAAAAAAUCUGUGAUUUAGUUUUUUGAUUCGUUCGUUCGUACAAGGAAAUUCCAAUAAAAUUAAUUUAGGCCUUAUUUUUGUUGCUCAAUCGAAUUUUAAGUUCCUUUUCGAAUAAUUACUCGUAUGAAAACUAAUAA
This is a messenger RNA of Culicoides brevitarsis, 1195 nucleotides long. Its product is annotated as ubiquitin-conjugating enzyme E2Q-like protein 1. The coding region runs from base 108 to 1010 and encodes 300 amino acids. NCBI's taxonomy places the organism in Eukaryota, Metazoa, Arthropoda, Insecta, Diptera, Ceratopogonidae. The transcript is spliced from 4 exons. The record is from RefSeq and is a predicted model, not a curated record.